Molecule: messenger RNA, 234 nt
Organism: Paramecium sonneborni
Lineage: Eukaryota; Ciliophora; Oligohymenophorea; Peniculida; Parameciidae
Source: the annotation of a GenBank genome assembly
AUGAAUGAAUCAUAAGUUUAUUCAAAAAAUUAAUCGAAUUUUUAUUAGUUAAUAGCAAGUAAUUUUUUAGCUUGUUGCUCUAAAAAUGCAAAAAGAAAGAAAACUACUAUAAAUUUAUAAGUUUGGGAAGAAUCUUCUUAUAAUCAAAGUUUAGUUAUUGUUGAAUAAAACAUUUUAUAAAUUAUCCUAAUGAUAACUGAAUAGAAUAACCUGGUUCAUAAUAUUAAGAAAUGA